AUGCAUCAACCACCAGGAUUUGUUGACAGGCGUUUUCCUAAUUUUGUGUGUCGAUUGAAGAAAUCCCUUUAUGGUCUUAAGCAGGCCCCGAGGGCAUGGUACACCAGGUUCGCUACUCAUAUUUUAUCACAGGGAUUUCGUAGCAGUGUGUGUGACAACUCGUUGUUUGUCUACUAUCGGGGCUCCCAGACGGCUUAUUUACUUCUCUAUGUUGAUGAUAUUGUUCUCACUGCCUCCUCGGAUGAGUUAUUACAGGAUAUUAUUCGCAUGCUCUCUCGAGAGUUUUCCAUGACCGAUUUAGGCCCACUGCAUCAUUUUUUGGGGGUCAAGGUUACGCGGACGUCUGGUGGUCUUUUCUUAGACCAGGCACAGUCUACUAAGGGCAUUAUUUCACGUGCUUCUAUGUCCUCUUGUAAACCAUGCACGACACCUGUUGACUUAUCAACCAAACUUAGUGCUUCUGAUGGUUCUCUUUUUCAUGAUCCUACCUUAUAUCGCAGUCUGGCUGGUGCCUUGCAGUACCUCACUUUUACGCGCCCGGAUAUUUCAUAUGCUGUUCAACAGGUUUGCCUCUUCAUGCAUGCCCCACGGGAUCCUCAUUUUGCUUUUUUGAAGCGUAUUUUAAGAUAUUUACAAGGCACGGUUGAUUAUGGUAUUCGUAUUGGUAAGUCCAAUACGCACUCUUUGGUUGCCUAUUCUGACGCUGAUUGGGGUGGGUGUCCCGAUUCUCGCCGUUCUACUAGCGGUUAUUGUGUUUUUCUCGGUGAUAAUUUAAUUUCAUGGUCCUUCAAGCGGCAGCCGACGAUCUCUCGCUCCAGUGCUGAAGCCGAAUAUCGGGGCGUGGCUAAUGCUGUUGCUGAAGCAACUCGGCUUCGCAACUUACUCCUUGAACUGCAUCUUCUGCUUCGGAAGGCUUCUGUUAUUUAUUGUGAUAAUGUCUCUGCCGUUUAUAUGUCAGACAAUCCUGUCCAGCAUCAGCGGACCAAGCACAUCGAGAUAGAUAUUCAUUUUGUUCGUGAAAAGGUCCGUGUCGGACAUAUACGCGUGUUACAUAUGCCCUCAGCCUUACAGUUUGCAGACAUCUUUACCAAGGGACUUGCUCGUCAGUUAUUUCAGUCUUUUCGAUCCAGCUUGAGCGUCUGUCCACCGCCCGCUCAAACUGCGGGGGAGGCUUAG
Helianthus annuus (common sunflower) is the source of this 1176-nucleotide messenger RNA. RefSeq lists its product as uncharacterized. Bases 1 to 1176 code for a protein of 391 amino acids. The record is from RefSeq and is a predicted model, not a curated record. The transcript has a single exon. Lineage: Eukaryota; Viridiplantae; Streptophyta; Magnoliopsida; Asterales; Asteraceae.